AUGGAUUCAGCACUGAAAUUAAUGGCGCGAAGGAUGGUGUUUCUGCUGCUGAUGCAGCUUCCUGUGUACCAACUGGCCGUGCUGAGUAGUGCCGCAGCAGCAGCAGCAGCAGCAGAAACAACUUCAGGGCCCAUUGCUUUGCCGGGAUGCCCAGGCAAGUGCGGCAACCGGCAAGGCGCGGUGGAUAGUUUUCCUGCUAACAUCACAAUGGUCAUGCCAUAUCGGUUCUCGAACAAGCGCAACAAGUUCACUGCAAUUGGCUGCCACACCCUAGCAUAUAUCGUCGGUCAGAACGGCCAACAGUUUGCUUGCGGGUGCGCCUCAUUCUGCGAUAGCCUCACAAGUCCCCCGAAUGGCUCGUGCUCGGGGAUAGGCUGCUGCCAGACGGCUAUACCCAAGGACGUCGACUACUUUGAGACGCGGUGGGGGUUCCCCACCAAUCUGGCCGCGAACAUCACUCCCUGUCGCUUCGCAAUGCUGGUGGAGGAGGACUCGUACAAUUUCAGUACAUCCGACCUCCUCGGUUUCGUCGACAGAAACCAGAAUGGGGUCCCUGUGGUGCUGGACUGGGCAGCUGGAGAUCUUCCAUGCCAGGCGGCAAAAGGCAGCCCGAACUAUGCAUGUCGCAGCAAGAACAGCUACUGCUAUGACUCCGCCAUCGGCACGAGCUAUCUAUGCAACUGCUCAGAGGGCUACGAGGGUAAUCCCUACCUCGACGGCGGAUGCACAGAUAUCGAUGAGUGCAAUAGUGGAGAUCGGUACCCUUGUCAUGGGACAUGCACCAAUCUUCCGGGGAGUUAUGACUGCACAUGCCCAAAAGGCACUCAAGGAAAUCCAUUAUAUCAAAACUGCACCGAAAUUCCAGAUAAAUUCUCCUUGAAAGACAAAUUGGCUGUAGGUGCUUGUGUCGGUGCUACCAUUGCACUGGCUCUUUGCUUUAUAACAAUUAUAGAGUUGCAGAAGAGACGGCACAUUAGAGAAAAGGCUGCGUAUUUCAAGCAAAACGGAGGCCAAAUACUACACGAAGAGAUGACUAUGAGGAAAGUCGACACCGUCCGCAUAUUUACAGAAAAUGAUCUACGAAAGGCGACCAACAACUUCGACAAGGAUAGACUCCUUGGAUCCGGAGGUCGCGGCAUGGUUUACACGGGGAUCCUGGAGAAUGACAGAGAGGUCGCUGUUAAGAAGCCUAGAAUAGUCGAUGAAAAAAACUACAGAGCACUUACUCAGAAAGGAGCUGCUGAGGAAGACCAAAGAGAAGAAUUUGUGAAUGAAAUAAUUAUUCUUUCCCGGAUCAAUCAUAGGAAUGUGGUUAAGCUGUUGGGUUGUUGCUUUGAGGUUCCCGUGCCGAUGCUGGUCUACGAGUUCAUUUCGAAUGGGACUCUUUUUGACUAUCUACACGGCGAAAACAGUGCAUCACCAAUCCCUCUAGACGCCCGCCUAAAGAUUGCAGCGGACUCCGCUGAAGCACUUGCCUAUCUACAUUCUUCGACCUGUCGACCGAUCAUUCAUGGCGAUGUGAAGUCUCUGAACAUACUAUUAGACGACAACUACGAGGCUAAAGUAUCUGACUUCGGAGCAUCAAAGUUAGUGCCAUUGGACGAGGAUCAAUUUGUCAUGCUUGUUCAACGGAUUCGAGGCUACUUAGAUCCCGAAUGCUUGCACACGCACAAGCUGACGGAUAAAAGCGACGUAUAUAGCUUCGGGGGGGUAGUGCUCUUGGAGCUCAUCACAAGGAAGAAGGCAAUAUAUAUGGACGGCUCGAGUGAGAAGAAAUCCUUGGCAUCGAGUUUUGUUUCAAUGGUAAAUCAAAAUAAGCUGCAGGAUAUCGUAGAUGAUCAAAUUCGAGAGGACGGAGCAAUGGAGGUGCUGCAAGAAGUUGCUGCUAUUGCUGUGCAGUGUCUCCGCACUACGGGCGAAGAGAGGCCGCCGAUGAAGGAUGUUGCAGAAGACCUGCGAAGGUUGAUACGAUUCCAGCAGCAUCCGUGGGGGCAAAAGAAUCCUGAAGAGGCAGAAAGCUUGCUCGGCAGUGAACCGCGGUCAUACAGCAUUGCUUCAGAUGCUAUGAUGUAUCAGAGCCAAGAGGAUAACAUGAUGUUGAAUAUAAAGGGAGGGAGAUGAUCUUCCUGUAAACAAAUCUAUGACUUCAAUUUUCAGUUUUCAG
This is a messenger RNA of Ananas comosus (pineapple), 2164 nucleotides long. Its product is annotated as putative wall-associated receptor kinase-like 16. Gene Ontology annotation, biological process: protein phosphorylation; cell surface receptor signaling pathway. Gene Ontology annotation, cellular component: plasma membrane. Lineage: Eukaryota; Viridiplantae; Streptophyta; Magnoliopsida; Poales; Bromeliaceae. Gene Ontology annotation, molecular function: protein serine/threonine kinase activity; calcium ion binding; ATP binding. Bases 1 to 2121 code for a protein of 706 amino acids. The record is from RefSeq and is a predicted model, not a curated record. The transcript has 4 exons.